Molecule: messenger RNA, 1859 nt
Organism: Spodoptera litura
Lineage: Eukaryota; Metazoa; Arthropoda; Insecta; Lepidoptera; Noctuidae
Product: chondroitin proteoglycan-2-like
Cellular component (GO): extracellular region
Molecular function (GO): chitin binding
Source: RefSeq, a predicted model, not a curated record
UAAGCCAGUGUCUGAUAAUUGUGAACGAAAAGGAAUUCAAUAUGAAAGAUAUUAUAACUCUGGUGCUGAUCUAUUCAACAGGAAUUGCACUUGCUGACCUAGGAGAUAUUUAUAAUAAUGGCUGUCCAAAGGAUACCAGCAUUAAUAAACUUUUGCCACACGAAAACUGUAAUCAGUAUUAUCAAUGUUUCCACGGAGCACUAAUCACCAGGUACUGUCCAUCUGGGCUUCAUUUUAAUAUAAAACGAGAACGAUGUGAUUGGCACGGAAAUCCAAAAUGCAAAAGCAAAAAGGCUAGGACUGACGGAAGCAAGCUUCCGGACUCUAGCGAAGAACUGGACCCUAGUAAUCCCAACCAUGCAGGAUUAAUUUGCUCUAGCCCUGACUCCAAUGGUGCAUUGGUAGCUCAUGAAAACUGUAAUGAAUUUUAUAAAUGCUCCUUUGGUAAACCAGUGGGUCUUAAAUGUGCUCCAGAUCUUUUAUAUAAUCCUACAAAUGAAAAAUGUGAAUUGUUUCAAAAUGUUGAUUGUAAUGACAGAAUUGUGCCUGUUAAGGAAAAAUAUGUCACGUCAAGAUCAAAACCCAAAAUAACUGCAUCUGCAACUGAAAUUUGUUCGAAUAGUCCCGAUGGCGUGCUGAUUGUACAUACAUUUUGUACCAAAUUCUAUAAGUGUACUGGGGGGAAAGCGAUUGCCAUGAGUUGCCCUAGUCAUUUAAUGUAUAAUCCUGUUAUACAACACUGUGACUGGCCACGAAAUGUAGACUGCACAGACAGAAUGAUCAAUGAAAAUGACGACAGCACUUCAAAAUCCGAUGAGAUUGAUGAGAAUGAAAUUCCUGCUAGUGAUGAAGAAAAUGCAGCAGCGGUUUGCGCAAAUGAAAAUUCUGAAGGGCUUGUAGUUUCUCAUGAAAAGUGUAAUCAUUACUAUAAAUGUAAACGCAAUAUUCCCAUUGAUUUUAACUGUCCAGAUCAUCUGUAUUUCAAUGCAAUCAAGAAAAUUUGUGACUGGCCAGACAACGUUGAAUGUGGUGAAAGAUUUACAUCUGACAAUGAUAUCGACGGCGAUGGUUAUACUCCUCGAGCAGAAUUUGGGCAACAUCAAAGUGAACCUGUAAGUGUACGAGCUGUCUGUUCCGCUGAAGGAUCAGAUGAUACGCUGAUUGCGCAUGAAUAUUGUAAUCAGUUCUAUAAAUGCCGUGACGGACAACCAAUAACGAUGACAUGUCCAGGUAAUCUUUCCUACAACCCAUCAAAGGAAUUUUGUGAUUGGUCAAGUUUCGUUGAUUGUGGUGAGAGGAUGGUUCCUUACGCUCAAAAUGAUAACAAUGGUCCUGUUAAUGGUCCUGUUAGUAAUGCUCUUAAAAAUAACGACCCCAGUGAUCCUACUGACGCACCUGCCAUAUGUGCUUCAGAAAAUUCAGAUGGCAUAUUAAUUGCUCACGAAAAUUGUAACCAAUUUUAUAAGUGCUAUGAAGGUAAACCAAUGGCUUUAUUCUGUCAACUGAAUCUUUUUUACAACCCUAAGAAAGGUUACUGUGACUGGCAACACAAUGUUAACUGUGGCAAUAGAGCAAUUCCCGGAGAAAGUAAUACUAGCGAAGAAGAAAGUAAUUUUAGUGAUUUAUGUGCAGGCAACGAAGGUAAAAUAUUGCCACAUGAAAACUGUAGUCAGUUCUAUAAAUGUAUGAAUGGUCAACUAUUUCCUAUGGAUUGUCCACCAGACUUAUAUUUUAACUCUAUGCUUAAGGUUUGUGAUUGGCCAAUGAACGUUGAUUGUGGACAACGCUUAACAGAGUCACAAGCUCAAAACACACAUGGAAUAAUACGAAGAGCACAUGGUGUCGUAGUACUUAGUUAA